UCUAAAGAAGAACUGGACGAAUACGUUCAGCAGGUUGGAGACUAUGCAAGGGAUCUACCGCCACCAGAUGCAGUUGUCACGUCGGAGGAUGAGCUUCUGUCGUCCAGUAUAGAUAAGGCGUUUACCAUAACACCAGCCAAAGGCGAAGUAUGGCCUGGGACGCUUGUGGAGAUCACGGUGACCUUUUGUCCUCCGAAACCUCUACGGUACUUGAGCACAACGUAUUGCCUUAUCUCAGGAAAAUCAGAUGCAGUACCGCUGCAGCUACAAGGGCUAGGCGUGGGUCCGCUCGCACAGUUUUCGCCCUGUGAGCUUGAUCUGGGAGAGCUCUGUUUAUAUUCCGUCAACAAGUUCAGUGUUGCUCUUGAGAACCUUGGGGAGCUGGAUGCUCACUUUAGGCUGAUGGAGGCACUGUCAUCUCCUAUGAUAACCUUUACCUUUGAGCCCGAUACCGGGACCGUUGAGCCUAAUGACGUUUUGGCAAUUACAGUCAAAGUUUGUGGCAGCCUCAUGGGAACUUUCAGCGAAAAGUUUUUGUGGGAAGUUACAGACUCAAUCCACACGCUGUCACUGGCAUUCAGAGGAAGUAUUAUUCGGCCCUCAUUUUCUGUCGACACGACUGAACUAGACUUCGGUCCUCUUUCGUACGGUUUGCUUUCCGUAAGGUACGUUACUGUGACCAACAGCAGUCCGGUUUCUUUACCUUUCCAGUUCCGGGUUCUACAACCUGAGAGUGGGUCACAAGAGUUCACAGUGACGCCAUGUUAUUUUAUACUGGGGCCUGAGGAAAAGAAAAUCGUUUCUAUUGAAUUGGUUCCAUGGGAGGAGAGAAGAUAUGCCACGGUGAUAAGCCUAGAUAUACCCAAAGUUGGCAAAGAUUUUGCAACGAUUCCUGUGCAAGCAAGAUGUUUAGCUCCAACGGUCACUAUAUCAUGCGAUUGCUUGGAUUAUGGAACGUGCUUUCUGCGUUAUGGCUACACCAAAACAUUGAGCUUGAUAAACGAUUCCCUGGUGCCCGCGAGAUAUGAAAUCCAAGCACAAGAAAAGGAAACGGAGAAUCUUGCUAUCUUGCGGCUGAAAGCUGAGAGUGGUUUUAUAGAGCCUGGCUCGAGCUUACCGCUGGAGUUUACACUAUCAACUGUGGCUCUUGGUGACGUUAGUCUUUCUGCAAUCGUCAGCAUAUCCGGGAAAGAGUAUACUCAUUAUCUAAUCAAAGUCCUGGCAACCUCGGUUGGGCCCAUAAUUAAGAUUGAAAAACCAAUUAGCAAAAAGCUCCAUUCAGCACGGCAGCAGACAGAAGAGGCAGAUACCGAGUGGGUACCUGCUCUUGAUUUUGGGAAGGUUCAGGUUCUCAGAGAUCACCAUCUCAGUGUGGUCUUAAGAAAUGCGUGUUGUAUUCGUGCACCGCUCAAGAUUUCUCUUGGGAAAAAGGAUUCCAUGUACCACUUGAAUCUGAGCGACGUGCCUCUGGACCCUUUUGAAGCUGUGGAGUUGAAGGUUCGGGCCUAUAUGGAUGAUGCAGGCAAAUUCAAUGACAAGGUGACAAUACUUUUCGAAGGUGGCGAGUUGUUCAUUCCGCUGUCGGCUGUAGGAGUUGGCUCGACUUUAGUUUGCAAAGAGUUUCAAGAAGGUUUUGUUCACUUUGGUGAUCAAUUCACGCUACGGCAUUUCUCCUACACCAUUGAGGUACAAAACAUGGGCAGAAAGCCACAGACGCUGGCUUGGGAUAACGACACCACCAGGAAGCAAAGGGCUAUCAACAAAUCCUUGGCAAUGGAGGCAGCUGACCAGAAAAAAUCGGGCAACAAAAAGGCCGCUCUGGUCGUCCCAGAACCUGUACCCGUCUUUACGAUCACACCCGACAAGACAGUCAUCAAGCAAUACUCGCCGUUCUCGCUCACUGUCUCAGGAUACACCACAAAUCCAGGCCAUAUCCAAGAGGACUUUACGUGCAAAGUCACCAGCGCAAAAGACAUGUACUACCUCAAGAUUUCGGUGGAUGCGGACAUGGCCGCAUUGACACUCGUAUUUUCUGAGACUACGCUGACUUUUGUUCAGAACAAUGGUUGGGGAAAGGACGGUCCUCACGAGCUCAGCAGGACCUUGACUUGUGAGAACGUUUCCAAGUUGCCUCUUACGUUCUCCCUAGCAGUAAAGCCUCCUUUUUCAAUCAACCAGGCGGAAUGGACUCUACGAGCGGGUGGCUCCGGCAGUGUUGUGGUCUCACUUGAGAAGCAAGACAUUGCAGAAAGGCACAGCACUGUGCUUUAUGGUAAAUUGGAUAUCCUCUACACGGGUACCUUGGAAAGGAACGGUAUCGAUUUGAUAGCACAUAUCAACUAUCCCAACCUCUCUGUGAACCAGAGCAGUCUGGAUUUCGGGUGCAUCUUGGAGUUAACAUACACGAGGAUGCACAUUGAGCUCAAAAACUCGAGCGCCCUUGACGUGUGGUACAGCUGGAUGCUUGAUGACGGGUAUGGUGACGGUAUUCAUGUCUCUCAAAAUAUACUCCAGGAUAGCGGGGGCCUCAAAAUUCCUACAAAUUACAUUUUUGAUAUUCUUCCUGUGAGAGGGUACCUUGAACCAGGGGAGCAAGAAACAGUGGAGGUGUCUUACUAUGGGCAUUGUGGAUAUCAAUGUCAAGUGUCGGCUAUAUGCGAGGUGAAAGGCGGCCCGGACUACAUUGUCGCAUUAAGCGCCGAGUCAGGAACCAUCGCGCAUGCUCUCAGUCGCGUGGCUCUAGAUUAUAAUGUCCAGCCUUUCAAUAAGGCCUCAACCAAAGAGUUUACGUUAUCAAAUCCAGGGAAGGUACCAUUUAAGUUUGCGAUCGAUUUGGGCGUUUUGAAAGGGGAUGUUCUAAGAGAAGUGACUCCCAUGACUGGCCUGUUGGGACCAGGUACAAAGCAGAAGUUUGCUGCAUCUGUUUAUCCUGGACUUCCUGAAAAGUUUAUGGACAGUUUCACCAUUCAGGUUGCACAUUUCGUACCCACUACUAUAUCUAUUCUAGGCUCUGGCGCCUUUCCUCAUAUCCUUCUGGAUACAACCCGCGUUAGAAGCCACAAAUAUUUGAGCUUGGCAGCGGAAGCGUUUCAUAAUGCGUAUAUGGCCAUGAAGACUACUCCAGUAGUUUCUGCCCGUUCCAAUUCGGUCAGAAUGUCUACAACCGCUAUAAAUGACCAGCAAGGACCACCUCUAGUGGAAGCUGAACAUCCUGGAGGCGAGCAAGUGUCAGUCGUGAGGGAAGUCGGUACAGCUCCGACUACGACGGGAACUGUAGGAGACGAAUGGGUGCUGGAAACAACAGGAAACGAGGUGCUGUCUUUUGGAUCGGAGGUUUUACGUGCACCUUCAAUCGACCAAGUGGAUUCUGAGAUUGACCGUCUUCUUUUCAAGGAACACCUCAUUCAUGAAAACAAAGAGACUCUGGAUAUAAAUAAGUUUGUCUUGAACACGCAUAUUUGCGACUUCGAGAACGUGACACUUGGUGAAACAACGCAGAAGACUGUGAAGGUUACAAAUGACGGGCCUUUGCCAGUGACGUUCAAAAUAAACAUGGCAACUGUCAAAGCCAAAGGCAUCACGUUGGAUCCCGAUCGCCUGAUAACGCUACCCCCGGACUCUCCAAAGAGUUCAAUGGAUUUGGUCUUCAAAAUGCGAACGGACUUGCCUAGAUUUCCAGCUGGCCCACUUGAGUGCUCCGUGCCACUUUUCAUUAAAGAGGGCCCUCAACUGGUGUUGGCAUUCACGGCGCAUGUAAGCAAACCUGUUCUGGAGGUAUCCCAUGAACACCUUGACUUCGGCGCGGUUCAGUUUGGCCAGUGUAAAAUUUUGUAUCUCCGGCUCUUCAGUAGAGGCGAAGUGCCUUGCAUCUGGACUGCAGCUAAACCGGAUCUAGGCAGCUGUGAUAUUCACGACUCUACCGCUUUCACCUGUGAGCCGGAGACGGGAGUGAUUGAGGCCCACAAAUAUGUCGAUCUAAAGGUCCAGUUUAUUCCCACGCAAAAGAAGAAGGCGUACUUUGCCGUUUUUUUUAUUGAUCUGCUGCACAACCCAGUCGAGCUUAAAUUCGCGUGCAGAGGUCACAGCUACGUGCCAAUAUUUACACUCGAGCCAUCGAUUAUUCAGCUCGGACCAAUACUUCCGAACGCUCCUGAAGCCGCUGAGAUCAAAUACGUGAUCUACAACAACGCUGAAGAGCCAGUGGAGCUUUACUCACUUGCGUUUGAUCCAGACUAUGUGAAAGAGGAAGAGAUUCUCAAGACGGUGGAAGGCUACAAUGAGCGUGAUCAACUGUUCCUUGAGCGCCGCAGUGCUGGUCAACCUUUCUGGUCCCAUCUCAAACCUGGAGGCUCUGCAAAGCAAGAGGCUUUGCAACAACCACAACCAUCUCCGCUUGAGGCAGCAGGAAAGGCAGGCAAAAGUCCAUCUGGUUCUGCUCCAGAUGUCUCUGAAAAGCCUUUGGUUUCCCAUGCCAAGAAACUCCUGAUUAUGCUACUUGGACCUCCAGCGGUUGGCAAGUCGACACAGGCAAAGCAGCUGAGUCGGAGAUUCAGUUGCCCAGUCGUGGCUAUGGAUGACAUGGUCGCUUUAACUCGCAGAAACCGGAUGUCCUCCACGGCAGACGGAAGCAGUGGCACCCAGGCGUCCGGGAGUUCUACGGCAUCUGUGGAAAUCAACGACUUCGAAAAGGAUCUGAUAGCAACACUGAGGAGGAACCUUGAGAGCUCCGAGUGCAUCUACGGAGCUGUGUUUGAUGGACUCAAUUCCCACUACACGACGACUGUCUCGCUCGCCAAAUGCAUCCUCUAUGCUGCCGGACUGGAACCAUAUGAUCCAGAGAAUCCUCAAGACGACGGGAAGAAAAAAGGUGGCGGUGAAAAAAAGAAGGCUCCUGCACCUCCCAAAGGUAAGAAGGCAGAGGAAGAACCUACGGGGCCUCCUAUCUUUCCCAAGACGUUCUGGAAGGGCGAGGCUACAGUAUACGCAAUAACUUUGAAGGCUCAAAGAAGUGAACUAUCGAGCCACUACCAAACUGUUCCCGACCGUGACCAGUGCAAGAAGAAGGUUUACGUGGAAACAGCGGCAAAAGAAAGUCAGGAAACGGAACCUGCUGGGGAGCCGCCACCGCCACCUGCGUCCGAGCCAGAAACCCCAACCUUUGCAUCGGAAGUCCUGAACCAUCUCAAGUAUUAUCCAUAUGUGUCUCUAUUUCCCAGUGAGGAAGAGCUUGAUAAGUACUAUGCAUCGGAGACAGACGUACAAAACCUUUUGGGUGGAGCCAAGGCUGAAAGUCAUGAAGAAGGAGCAGGGACUAAUAGAGUGGCUUGCGUUGCUAUCAAUGCACUUCAGAACGUGGGGCUUGUUUAUGAGGAGGAGCUCCAUUUUCUUCCAGACAUGGAAAAUGUAGCACCGCUUCCACCUGCAGAGGUGCUUCAAGUGGUGAAGCGACCGCACAGGCGAUCGAGUUUCAUCAGUGAUCCCAGCAGCCUUAAGUUCGCCUUUUUCACCAGCAUGGCGGGUGAAGAGGAGGACAGCUCGGGGGAUCCCACGGCGCAAGGAAAGAAGAGCAAAGGGGGAGCAGAGAAAGCGGCAGGCUUGCAGAGCGAGAAGUACCAAAUCAUGCUCAAGAGGAAGACCGAAUAUUUCACUCCGCUGGAGGCGCUGCCAGAGGGGCACGAGAUGCGGACACGAUGGGUGGUGAAACCGCAGCAACGCGUGGAGCUGCUGUUGCGCUUCUGGUCUCAGACCGUGGGGGAGUUCGAGCAAAAGUUUGUGUUUGAAGGCCUCAACGGUAACCAUCAAGCCCGUCUUAUGUGCAAAGGAGUGUGUGCUGAACCACAGAUUGGUUGCUUUUAUCGACACAUUAAACUUCCCAACACAAAGGUGACGCCCACGCAGAAGCUCCAGAAGGCGUUGUUUGUGUCGGACAGGAUUCUAGACUUCGGUCCCCUUCCAACCGGAAGAACAGCCGACGGUUUUCCGAAUCUGCCAGACUCGGAGCACUGCAAGAGGCUCGAGAUUCGUAACAUCGGCCUCUUCGACCUGCAUGUCGACUUUGACGUUGGUGAAGGCAGCGAGGCACCUGGUGCUGGUGGUGCUGCAGGCAAGAAGCCGGCUGCCAAGGGUGGCAAGCCACUCUUUAUGCUCAAUCCCCUCGGAAUGGAUCUGAAAAUCAACGACAAGCAGAUGCUGAGUAUCUACUGCUACCCGCCUCAGGGACUACUUGGCCCACUGGAAGGAAGAAUGGUGUGCAGGAUCAGGGAUAAUCCUCAGCCUCUGGAAUGCAAGGUGAUUUGCCUCGCAGACACCCCUCGGGUAGACGUUGACUGCAAGGACCUGGUGUUUGAGCGCCUCUUGCUCGACCGUGAAGUGAAGAAAUCCAUCACCAUAAGGCAUGCAGCCAUUUUAUGUUUCCCGCUGCUGACACUUCUGUUGUAAUCUCCAGAAAUAUAUCUGCGUUGCUUCUUUU
Messenger RNA from Selaginella moellendorffii, 6469 nucleotides. RefSeq names its product hydrocephalus-inducing protein. Gene Ontology annotation, cellular component: axoneme. The record is from RefSeq and is a predicted model, not a curated record. Lineage: Eukaryota; Viridiplantae; Streptophyta; Lycopodiopsida; Selaginellales; Selaginellaceae. The transcript is spliced from 15 exons. The coding region runs from base 403 to 6438 and encodes 2011 amino acids. Gene Ontology annotation, biological process: axonemal central apparatus assembly; cilium movement.